UGUCAAUCUUAGGCUACACAGUAAAUUACUGCUCAUCUCUCUGGACUUGUCAAAACAUUCACCCAGCACGCAUCGCCGAGGUUACUAAAUUUGCUCCAGUCAUCGACGAACCCCAAACUGAACUCUGAAGUUACAUCAGCUCUCUGACGUCUGUCUAACAUCACCAGCAGCGCCAUCACUUCAGUCCCUGGAUAUUGACAGCGAACAUUGUGCCGUUGCCGUGGUGACACUACAGAGGGACCUUGAUCGACAGGCCUCCCUCCAGAGGAACUGUGAGGGGCCGUCACGGAAAGGAACAUGUGCUAGAAGUUGAACAUCUUUCCUGAACGACUGGUCAGCUUUGACGCUAGAAGAUGAACAAUGAGGAUGAGUUCUACGACGCCGUCACAGGCCUGGAUUCUGACGAGUCGUACGAAGGGGUGUCGGAGGCCAGUUUCAAAGACGCGCUGGUGUUUGAUGGCAGCAGUCAGAAGGACAACGGAUCCGUGCCUCAGGAGAACGGCAUCAAGAAACACAGAAAGUCGUUACCUGCGCCCAUGUUUUCCAGGAACACUAUGAGUGUCUGGAGUAUCCUGAAAAAAUGCAUCGGACUGGAACUGUCCAAGAUCACGAUGCCCAUCGUCUUCAACGAGCCUCUGAGCUUCCUGCAGAGAAUCACAGAAUACAUGGAACACACUUACCUCAUCAACAGAGCCUGUUCACUGCCCGACUCUAUAGAGCGCAUGCAGGCUGUAGCUGCUUUUGCUGUGUCAGCAGUCGCGUCUCAGUGGGACAGAACUGGAAAACCCUUCAACCCUCUGCUGGGAGAGACCUAUGAACUCACCAGAGAGGAGCAGGGUUUCCGGUUGGUAUCGGAGCAGGUAUCCCAUCAUCCCCCGGUCAGUGCCUUCCAUGCAGAGAGCCUGGUCGGGGACUUUGUCUUCCACGGCUCCAUCUACCCCAAACUCAAGUUCUGGGGCAAGAGUGUCGAGGCCGAGCCCAAAGGGACCAUCACACUAGAGCUACUCAAGCACAACGAGGCGUACACAUGGAGCAACCCGUACUGCUGCGUACACAACAUCAUCCUAGGCAAACUGUGGAUAGAGCAGUACGGCACGGUGGAAAUAGUCAACCACAGCACUGGAGACAAGUGUGUGUUGAAUUUCAAGCCUUGUGGGAUGUUUGGCAAAGAGCUGCACAAAGUGGAGGGAUACAUCCAGGACAAGAGUAAAAAGAAGCACUGUGUCAUCUAUGGGAAGUGGACCGAGUGCAUGUGGAGCAUUGACCCUCAGGCCUACGAGACCCACAAGAAGUCGGAGAAGAAAGGCGACAACAAGAAGCACAAACAUGAGGAGCCGGAGGGAGCGGAUAACGACGACGCAGAUGACAUGCCUGAAGUCCAGGAGACGGUGUGUGUCGUACCAGGAAGCACUCUGCUGUGGAGGAUAGACUCCAGACCGGCGCACUCUGCUACGAUGUACAAUUUCACCAACUUUGCGAUGUCUCUCAACGAGCUGGAGCCCGGCAUGGAGGCCAUGUUGGCCCCCACCGACUGUCGCUUCAGGCCCGACAUCAGAGCCAUGGAGAACGGAAACAUGGAUGAGGCCAGUAGGGAGAAGGAGAGACUGGAGGAGAAACAGAGAGCGGCCAGGAAGGAGAGAUCCAGGAAUGAAGAGGAGUGGUCCACUAGGUGGUUCCAGUCCGGCACCAACCCGUUCACCGGCCUGCAGGACUGGAUCUACACCGGCGGCUACUUCAACAGGAGCUACCAAGACCUGCCCGACAUCUACUGAGAGCCCACGAGCCUUCCUCCUCCUCCUCCUCCUCCUUUGUAACCUGCAAUGAUCUGCCUAUCACCAAUUGGAGAGAAAUGUAAAGCACCCACCAACCUUUACUCCCAUCUUCAUCUCACUGCCUUCAUCGUCGUCAUCACCUUUAAACUGACCCACAGAUCGCAAAGUCUCACAAAGAAACCGUCACGUCUCGGAAACUGUGGCCUGCUCGAUGUCUUCUUCAUCCUCCUCCUCCUCACCACACUCUUCCUCUCAUCACCUUUAUUUCAUCACCUGUCGACCAGCAGACGUUUCCCACC
This is a messenger RNA of Seriola dumerili (greater amberjack), 2071 nucleotides long. Its product is annotated as oxysterol-binding protein-related protein 2-like. Gene Ontology annotation, cellular component: cytosol; intracellular membrane-bounded organelle; membrane. The coding region runs from base 354 to 1772 and encodes 472 amino acids. Lineage: Eukaryota; Metazoa; Chordata; Actinopteri; Carangiformes; Carangidae. The transcript has 14 exons. The record is from RefSeq and is a predicted model, not a curated record. Gene Ontology annotation, molecular function: cholesterol binding.